AUGGCACUCUUCAAGCAAUACCAUGACGCGAAGGCGGUCCUCUAUAAUUUCACCUUCGAAGGUUGCAAAGUCCUGGACAAAUCCACCAGGAAUCCUGUGUCUAAUUUCUUCAUGGAAAUGCUCUCGACCUACUCCAAUUUGAACCAUUCAUGUCCCUACAAUACUUAUUCCAGCAUUGAAUUUACGAACGUAAACUGCACUUCAUUGGAUAAUAAAUUCGGGGAGUUCGAGUACUGCUACCUGAAGUCAGUGAAUCGCACCUACAAAUACUUCUCCGGAAAAUUUAAAGUUUAUGAGCUUCCUAUUAAGUCCAUGAAGGUAAAUUUUUCGUUGUGGAAGCGAUACAAUGGCUAUAAGCCCUUCCUUUACAAUGUCACCUUUGAUGCCUGCAAAUUCUUUGCCAAUAACAACUCCAAUCGUGUGAUCAAGUUCUUUUAUGAAUCGUUUACGUCCUACUCGAAUAUAAACCACACAUGUCCCCUCAAUCAUGACAUCAUUAUGGAAAAGCUUCCUAUCGACUUUGUUAACCACCGAAUGACGGAAAUUCUUCCAUUUCCCGAAGGGCAAUAUUUCGUUGAAGUACGUUGGAUUCGUUCCGGAACUUAUCUUGCAUUUGGAAGGUUAUAUGCCACACUUUCUUAAAUGACGGACAGA
This is a messenger RNA of Drosophila miranda, 654 nucleotides long. RefSeq lists its product as uncharacterized. NCBI's taxonomy places the organism in Eukaryota, Metazoa, Arthropoda, Insecta, Diptera, Drosophilidae. The transcript is spliced from 4 exons. The record is from RefSeq and is a predicted model, not a curated record. Bases 1 to 642 code for a protein of 213 amino acids.